Molecule: messenger RNA, 383 nt
Organism: Lobosporangium transversale
Lineage: Eukaryota; Fungi; Mortierellomycota; Mortierellomycetes; Mortierellales; Mortierellaceae
Exons: 1
Biological process (GO): rRNA processing
Cellular component (GO): small-subunit processome
Source: RefSeq, a predicted model, not a curated record
UCAUGUUUGACCAUAUUGAAUCACUGAAUUUCCUUCUGCUAUGGAUUUUGAGCUCAGAUGCAUGUCAUUGGAAAACAAUUUGGCAGAACUGAGAUACUUUUUGGAGGCAAUCGAAUAUCCCUUGAAGAUGGAGAAGUGCUUUGAGUUGGCAGAAUUAUCCUUGAGCGUUUUCUUGAAGGUCCAUGGUGAUGUUUUGGUUGCAAACUUAGAGGCAGGACUAGACGAUAAGGACGAGGAUGAGGAUGGCGAAGAUCUUGGGAUAGAGAGUGAUCCAGAUAAUGAUGACGAGAAUCGUAUUCGGAAGCGUAGUGACAAAAAACUCAAGAUCAUGGUCAAUGCUAUCAAGACUGGUCCGAUGAGUGUUAGCUUGCGGUUAGGCGGGG